Molecule: messenger RNA, 996 nt
Organism: Fusarium oxysporum Fo47
Lineage: Eukaryota; Fungi; Ascomycota; Sordariomycetes; Hypocreales; Nectriaceae
Product: Endonuclease/exonuclease/phosphatase
Exons: 1
Coding region: 1-996 (331 amino acids)
Biological process (GO): double-strand break repair
Cellular component (GO): cytoplasm; PML body
Molecular function (GO): 5'-tyrosyl-DNA phosphodiesterase activity; single-stranded DNA binding
Source: RefSeq, a predicted model, not a curated record
AUGGAAAUGAGGAAGCCACCGUCCUCAAUUCCGUGGCAAACUGACCGACCCUGGAAGCAAUCCUUCUAUGGAUGGAGCCCAGAAACAAGUAGAUGGCAGGGUAUCCAGUCAUCACAGUCAUCGUCCGACAAGUCCAAUUUGAUGAAGCUGGCGGUGUACAGCUGGAACAUCGACUUUAUGCUGCCUCAUGGCGAGGCUCGCAUGAACGCUGCUCUGAAGCACCUGGAGGAGCUUACUCGCCAGCAUCGACUUGAUAAUGAUACAGCGGUUGCUAUCAACCUCCAAGAGUGUGUACCGUUGGAUUUGGAGACUAUCGGUGAAAAGGAUUGGAUCCGGGACAGCUUUUACUGCACAGACAUCGAUACCUCGGCUUGGGCUUCUGGCGCGUAUGGCACCGCUUCCUUGAUAGACCGCCGGCUCGAGAUAUCAUCUUGCUUUCGAGUGCACUACUCGGCUACCCAAAUGGAACGAGACGCACUAUUCAUUGAUGUUUCGGUGUCACCACGGGGACAAAAGGUACGGUUGUGCAAUACACACCUCGAGUCUCUUGUACUGGAGCCACCCAUGCGCCCAGCACAGAUGCGUCUUAUCGCGACUUACUUGCACGCUGAAGGUAUCGCUGGUGCCGUCGUUACAGGCGAUUUCAACGCCAUUCAGCCAUUUGACAGGUCUCUCCACUCAGACAACGACCUUGAAGAUGCAUACUUGGAACUCGGUGGCCAAGAGGGCGAUGGAAGGAGUGCUGAUAAUGGGGCAUAUACGUGGGGGCAACAAGCUUUACCUGAGCUUCGUCUACUAUAUGGCUGUUCACGCAUGGAUAAAGUGUUUUUCUGUGGCGACAGCCUCAGACUUCAAGCAUUUGAGAGAUUUGGUGCUGAUGUGGAACCAGACCAAGAAGAAGAAGAAGUUCGAAAGGAAUUGCUUUCUAUUGGGUUUGAAAGGCCGUGGGUUACCGACCAUCUUGGCGUAAAGGCGACCUUUGAGAUCGUUGCUUGA